Messenger RNA from Manihot esculenta (cassava), 1956 nucleotides. Its product is annotated as probable membrane-associated kinase regulator 2. Bases 247 to 1623 code for a protein of 458 amino acids. The transcript is spliced from 2 exons. The record is from RefSeq and is a predicted model, not a curated record. Lineage: Eukaryota; Viridiplantae; Streptophyta; Magnoliopsida; Malpighiales; Euphorbiaceae. Gene Ontology annotation, cellular component: plasma membrane.
UAGCAACCCCCUUCCCGAAUCAAGACAAAAUAAAAGCCAUCUCUCUCUCUCUAAUUUUUUAUGGAGAAAAAGCUUACCCGUCUCUGCUUACUCUGUCACACCAUUUUCAGUACUACCAUUCUGCAACUCCCAUUCUACUGAGUGCCCCUCAAAUCAAACCCAACCACCCUCUCUUGCUGCUUUCUAUCUCAUCUCGUUUAUUUCUACCUUUUUCUCCUGUGUUCUUCUGGGCUGGCUCUCCCAACCAUGGAAGCUUUUAGCUUGCUCAAAUACUGGAGGGGCGGCGGCGGUGCUGUCGUUGUUGGCCCUGGAGAUUCCGGUGUUAACUCACGCGCCACUACUAUCGUCACUGCGGUCUCCCAGAACGCUGUUGAAACCGACGAUGACGAUGAUGAUGACGGUCCCUUUUUUGACUUGGAGUUCGCUGUACCUGACGACGACGAAGGAGAAGAAGACGGACAUGAUAAGAAGGUAAGUAAUGGAGACGUUUCUGAGGAGGAAAACGACGAUAACGAUGACGAAGAUGGGGAAGAUACAGACGGGGAGACGGAGUUCAACUUCACUCUCUCUUCUGGUUCUAGCAACGACCGUGUGGAUCAAAAUCUGACACUUUCACCUUCCGAUGAUUUGUUUUUCAAAGGGAAACUUGUCCCAAUCGAGCCUUCUUCCCUUGUUCUUAAUGGCUUAGAGCCUAAUUCGAAGCCUCAGUUCCCUGUUUCUUUUCUGAAAUCUGCCACCAAGUUAAGAGUGUUCAUGUUGGGGUUCAAGAAGUCAAAGAUGAACGCAACGGAGAAGGCCGCCGAGGUUAAUGAAUCUGCUGCUUCUCCUUCUCCCAAACAGCAACAACAGAAGCAAGCAGAGAAAGGAGAGGAGGCGACCAAGCAGAACAAGUUCUUCACUGUCAAGUUCAAGGUCGAGGAGGUUCCUAUAGUUUCUCUCUUCACUAGAGAGAACAGUAAAAGCACCAAGUCCUCGCAGAAACAGAAUAAUACAGAGGAUGCCUCCGCCGCUGCUUCAGAUGAGAAACGGUUUUCGAAAGACGUAAUGCAGAGAUACUUGAAGAAGAUGAAGCCACUUUACAUUCGCGUCUCGAAACGGUACGCAGAGAAACUGAGAUUCUCUGGCCAGCUCAGCUUAGGCUCUGGACUGAAAGCAUCGGCUCCUUCUCCGCCGCCGCCUCCUUCCACGGUAGCUUCAGCGCAGAAAACUUCUCCGCCAAAAUCAACGACGUCAGCCGAGAAGAGCCAACCGGAGACUGAAAGUACAGAAGCUCCUCCAGCGAGCAAUGCGAAGAGCGUGAGACAAGGAAACUUGCCAGCGGGGCUGAGAAUUGUUUGUAAACAUUUAGGGAAAAGCCGAUCAGCUUCUUCUGCUGUGGCGGCGGCUCCAACAGCUCCGGUAAUGUCAAGGAGGAGAGAUGAUUCGCUGUUGCAGCAGCAGGAUGGGAUCCAGAGCGCCAUUCUGCACUGCAAGAGAUCAUUCAAUGCUUCUAGAGAUUCGGAUUCCACCCUGUUAUCAAGAUCAGUGAGUGAUCCCUCCUACGAGAAAUCCCAGGAAUUGUCGAGGAAAUCUUCGGGCGAAGGAAAAUUUUCUCUCUCUGAGAAUUUAACCAUCCUAAAAUGAAGGGCGGGAAAUGGGUCUGUUUAAUCAGAGUUGUGCAUGUUUAGAAAUGAUUCUAUCUAGGAAUUAUUAUUAUUAUUAUCUUUUGUCAGAUUCUCAGUCCAUGAUUUUCCAUACUGUUCUGUAAAUGUGUUUAUUUUUUAAGGAAUUUUGGCUAGGGUAAGUAGAUGUAGAGACGUUUGAUGUUAAGGCAGGAAGCUCACUACCUGGUUUUUAGUUUAUUAAUGUCUAAUCUAUGAAAGCUUCAUCUUUCUGCAAUAAAGCUUAAGAAGAAGAAGAAGAAGCACCAGAUGUUUAUAUUUGUUUAUGCAUAUAAAUUUUACGUCAAACCAGUAA